AUGGUGUUCGCAAGUCCAUUUUCAGAUAAAUAUCCUAAAAGAGUUUGGGAUAGUUUAAAAAAAAGUAGAAGGGGAAAGGAUAUGUUUGCUCCAUUAAACAAUUUUCUCAAUUCAACAAGACUCUAUGAUUAUGUUUUAAAGCACACGCCUCGUUAUUAUUUAUUCGCUAUGGCCGGAGGAUGUGUAUGUUGUUAUUCUCUCAGCAAUGUCGUUGAUUAUUUUUGGAAAAGAGCAAACAAAGGAAGGCUUUACGAUGAUUUGCCACUUGAUAUUGCCGCCGCCGAUGAGGAUGAAUAA
This is a messenger RNA of Theileria orientalis strain Shintoku, 297 nucleotides long. RefSeq lists its product as hypothetical. The coding region runs from base 1 to 297 and encodes 98 amino acids. The transcript is spliced from 3 exons. The record is from RefSeq and is a predicted model, not a curated record. NCBI's taxonomy places the organism in Eukaryota, Apicomplexa, Aconoidasida, Piroplasmida, Theileriidae. Gene Ontology annotation, biological process: mitochondrial electron transport, ubiquinol to cytochrome c.